AUGAUACUUAUUUCUCCACGAACUCAGGUACCAAAUCUUUCAUCGCAAUGUUCUGAGCCGAGUACAUCUGUUGCGAAUCAACAACCGAGUGCAUCAGUCUCUGACCAAGAGACCAAUCGUAUAUCUGCUCCGAACGACGACAUCAGUAGCUCAUCUACUCAGCAGGAAACAUUGGAAGAACAACCAAGUACGACAUCUGAAUCAACAACAAGAAAUAAAAAAUUAGCUUGUGUUUUUUGCGGCCACGUUGAGAAGAAAGUUGGUAAGCGACGACUUUAUGUAACGAUUCCACAAAAAGAGGCAACUGUAACCGAAAUCAAAGAAAUGGCUGAAUCAUCGCGAAAUUCGUCAUUAAUUAAAAAUUUAGAGGACUUUCCGACUGUCGCUUACCAUUCCAACUGUUUUACAGCUUUGAAGACAACUUUGCAACGUCAAAAUAAAGAGAAGGCAGAACCAGGACAUUGGCAUGCGAAUAGGCAAUUGCACCAGUCAGCAUUUGCUGUUAUUUCAGAUGUUAUCACCAUGGAAAUAAUUGAAAAAAAUCGAGUCAUGUUCCUUUGUGAUUUAUUUUCUCAAUACAAAGCUUUAUUAUUAGAAUUUGGUGAGAAUAAAGUAAAAGCCGAAGACUUUCACGAUUACCGUGCUGAAAAUUUAGAAAAUAAAAUAAUAAAUUCCUUUGGCGAUCGACUGAUCAUAGAGCCAUCUUCUGCAGCACACAGAAAAAAAAUUGUUUAUCAAUUUAAGAUUGAUACCUCUCAAUUAGCUGGUGAAAUUGCUAAUUUAGAAGAGAAACAGCAAAAUCGCCAUAGGGACGUUGCUUAUGAAUUACGAAAUAGCAUCACCUCUGUUGAAAAUAAGAAGUUACCAGCAGAUCUUAGCGUGGACGACGUUAUUCGUGGAGAGUGCACCAUUCCAGAAGAAUUGUUUAACUUUGUUUGUGACUUGGUUCAAGGGCCGGAUAUUCGUCGCAAAAAUUCAAACGAGGAUUUAGUUAAAAUUAAAUCAGUGUGCAGUGACCUUAUUUAUAUAGUUUCUAAAGGUCGAGUAAAACCAUCUAAGCAUCUUACUCUCGGAUUAGCAAUGAAGUCAAUAACAAGUUCCAGAAAAGUUCUUUCAAUAUUGAAUAGGUAUGGUCAUACUAUCGGCUAUAAUCUAGCCGAAGAAAUUGAAACGGAAAUGACAUACGCAACGCAAAAAGACGAAAGUUUAGUACCAUCCGGCAUCCGUAAAGUUAACGGAUUAAGUACGCAUGUUGCUUUUGACAAUUUCGAUCGUUUUGUCGACACUGCUACUGGUAAAGACACUUUACAUGAUACCGUUGGUAUUAUAUACCAGUUCAAUCAUAGGAUUAAUGAAGAAAGUGGUGAUAUGGAAAUCUUGAAUUGCUCUACAUCACAAUCUAACGAUGACAACAUUGAAUCUCAUCCGCCUCGUAAAAGACGGCGUUACGAAGGAAUUCCACAAAGUAUUCGAACUUACUACAAAAAACCUCUCACCAGUAUGCCUUUUGUUCAUGUCGAUUCAAUUACACAGACUAUCGAUGCGUGUCAAUUUGCGAAAAUAAUAGCUAUGGAUAAAGAUUAUAUUUGGAGUAUGUCUCUAUCACGGAUUGAUUCUCUCCCCAUGUGGUUGGGAUACAAUUGUAAGAUUUGUAUUGAUUGUAGCAAAACUCAAACAGUCGAUUACUUACCUCCUAUUAAUUCGUCUCCUACUUCAUUAGCAGUUGUUUAUCAAACUCUCUGUACUGCUAAGGAAAUUGCGAAAAAUUGUGAUCAAGAACAGAUUAUCGUCACUUAUGAUUUGGCAAUUGCAAAAUUAGCUAUGCAAAUACAAUUACAUGAGAAGCCUGAAUUCGAUAAUGUGUUUGUAAAUUUAGGAGCAUUCCAUAUGCAAAUGGCAUAUUUCAAAGCCAUUGGUAAGUACAUUGACUCCAGUGGAUUAGUGGAGAUUUUGGUUGAAGCUGAAGCACUAGCGGGAGGAUCAAUGGUUAGCUUUUUAGACAGCAAACAUUUUAAUCGGUGUAAGCGAUUGCAUCCGCUGGCAUCUGGUGCCUUACAAGUUCUUCAUUUCGAAAAGUAUUUAUCGGAAAAACAAUAUGAUCCAGAUACAUUGAAUGAAGAUUUAGCUGCUGUAAUAAAUACCCCGAGUGAAGACAAUGAACGUAUAAUUUUACAGGACUCACUACAACAAAUACUUGAAGAUUACAAACAGUAUCGAGAAACAACGCUUCAGGGUGGCCAUGGAAAGACCGCUCAAUAUUACUUGCUAUACUCGGAAAUGAUUAAUAUUUAUCAUCGAUUUUCCAGAAGUAUUCGUUGCAGUAACUUAGAGCUCUACCUAAAUAGCAUUUUUGAAAUAUGUGAUUAUUUCUUUGCAUUUAAUCUACCAAAUUAUUCCAAAUGGGCAGCUUUGUACUUAAAUAAUUUAAUUAAGCUGAAAAUGGACGAUUCAGCUUUGAUUGCGGAAUUUCGUCAAGGUGCAUUUGGUGUUAGGCGUACCAAUUCAUGUUUAGGUAGAUCACCUGUGGACCUAACAUUGGAGCAAACGAUAAAUGCAGAUGCUGGUAACACAUUGACUGGUGUUAGCCACUUCACUAACUCUAUAGCUGCAAGACAAAGGUGGGCUCUUAGCCAUAGCAUAAGAACCAAAAUUUUAUCAGCUGUAAAAGCGGAAGUUGGCCUAUCACGGGCAGAUGAUACUUCUCAUUCACUGCAAAAGAAUCAAAUAGAGAAAGACAAUAAAACGCUGAAUAGAAUUAUUGAAACAAUGAAAAAAACAACGAAUCCUUUCAGCGAAAAUUUGGAUAAGAAUAUUUUAUUCAAUAUGUCAACUGGUAAAGCAGCAUCUUCACACGUUUCUGAUUUUUUAUUGAAUUGUAAGACAUUAGGUCAUGAACAAAAAUUACGUUUCUUUUCGGAAUGUUCUGAAGAUCCUACAAGGUUUGUGAAAUCUAUCAAACGUAAUGUUAUUUCUAACUUUGCAUCUGACUGUGCAAAAAGAACAAUUAAGAAUAAAAGUAAAGACAACCAAGCUCUAUUAAAAAUGGAACGCGAUAUUUUCGGACGACUUUUAGCAAUUGCUAUCGAACAUAAAGUUGAUAUUGAGAACUGCCUGUCGUAUCCACUUGCACCUGUACCUCCGGCACUGUUCCACUGUACUGGUCAUAUGUAUAAGACAGACAAAUCUACUCUAAGUAAACAUCUAAAAUCAAAAAUUGAAGUUUCAAAUCCUGGACAUAUUGAUGUAGAAAUAAUAGAUGGUUUCUAUUAUUUGUAUUCUAUAGGUUCUACUCUACCACAAAGUUUUGGAAAAGUAGCUGAAGCAAUACUGAUAAAGCUAUGCUCAACAAAUAGCCAAGAAAUACACAUAAUAUUUGAUAGAUACCUUACUCCUUCUAUCAAAGAUUGUGAAAGAUUGAACAGAGCGGAAAUUGAUAUUCCAUAUACAAUUAGCGGUCCAUUACAGCCUAGACCCAAGGAUUUUUUAGCAAGUUUAAAAAAUUAUCGUUUUAAAGAAGCUCUCGUAAAAUUUUUAGCUGAUCACUGGAGUGAUAAUAGUUUUGCUGCAAUAUUAAAAAAUAAAAAAGUUUUCAUUACGGUCGACGAACUAUGUUUUUCAUUUUCUUCGGUUGGAAAUAUCGUACUCAAGAACGAAGAACCUGAAUUAGCAUGCCUACAUGAGGAAGCUGAUACCAGGAUUAUUUUUCACAUCAGUAAAAUACAUGACGGUGCAAAAAUUUUGGUUAAGGCAACUGACACUGACAUCUUAAUAAUAUUAUUAGGAAAUAUACAUAAAUUUGCCAACUUACAAAUUUGGUUGGCAAACAGUACUUCAAAAAAAACUACCAAUCAAGAUCAAGCUUGCAUUAACUGCACAAAAUUAUCAGUGGAAUUAGGUCCGACCUUAUGUCUUGCACUACCAGCAUUCCACGCGUUUACUGGUUGCGACUAUACAGCAGCAUUUUUUAACAAAGGAAAAGUCCGCCCUUUCAAGAUAUUUUGUAAACACCAGAACAUUCAAGAGACAUUUGCAUCAUUAAGCAAUCCGGAGGAUAUUCUUGAUGAUAACAAAAUGAUAGUAGUUCAGGAGUUUAUAGCUCUAAUGUAUGGGAUUAAAAAUUGUCAAAAUGUAAACGCUGCAAGACUUUUAAUGUUUAAUAAAAUGUAUGCCAUGACUACAAUUAAUGACAAAUUUAUGAAAAAACUUAAAGGUUUCAAUUCAAGCACUAUUCCACCAUGCUUGAAAUCUUUGCAACAAAAAUUAUUGCGUACGAUCUUCGUUAAUUCAAUGUGGCAAAAUGCCACUAAUCCAGAUUGCAUCAGAUUUAAACCUGAAAAUAAUGGUUGGAUUUUAGAUGAAACUUUAAAACCAACAUGGUUCAUUGGAGAUUCAAUGCCACAGCAAGUAGAAGAUGUUAUUUGUGAUUUAAUUGAACAAUCUUCAGAAGAUACAAACGAUAAAGAUUCUGACGUUUCAACAUAUGAGAGUGACAGUUCUGAUGAUUCAAGUGACGAUAGUACGUAA
This is a messenger RNA of Pieris macdunnoughi, 4524 nucleotides long. The record is from the annotation of a GenBank genome assembly. Lineage: Eukaryota; Metazoa; Arthropoda; Insecta; Lepidoptera; Pieridae.